GAUUCGAACAGUGCAUUUGUUUUAAGUCUGUCUUUCUAAUAGGUCGCACAUUACGCGAAUACGGUCGGUGUGUAUCGGAAGCUUUUCGUUGUUAAGUUUUAAUACUAAAAAUGAGGGAAAUAGUUCAUAUACAGGCUGGCCAAUGCGGCAACCAAAUCGGUGCUAAGUUCUGGGAAGUAAUUUCUGACGAGCAUGGUAUUGACCCCACCGGGACGUACCACGGUGACUCCGACCUUCAGUUGGAGCGCAUCAACGUGUACUACAAUGAGGCGACGGGCGGCAAGUAUGUGCCUCGGGCCAUCCUCGUCGACCUCGAGCCAGGGACCAUGGACUCCGUGCGCUCUGGACCCUUCGGACAAAUCUUUCGGCCUGACAACUUCGUCUUCGGGCAGUCGGGAGCAGGGAACAACUGGGCCAAAGGCCAUUACACAGAAGGCGCAGAAUUAGUUGACUCGGUCCUAGAUGUAGUAAGGAAGGAAGCUGAAGGAUGCGACUGUCUCCAAGGCUUCCAGCUCACACAUUCUCUCGGGGGCGGCACCGGAGCCGGGCUAGGCACUUUACUUAUCUCUAAGAUUCGAGAAGAGUACCCAGAUCGCAUUAUGAAUACUUUUAGUGUAGUACCAUCCCCGAAAGUGUCAGAUACUGUAGUCGAACCGUACAACGCCACUCUGUCAGUACAUCAGCUAGUAGAAAACACUGACGAAUCUUAUUGCAUCGACAACGAAGCGCUAUACGACAUUUGUUUCCGAACUCUGAAGCUAACCACACCGACCUACGGCGAUCUGAACCACCUGGUAUCUGCGACAAUGUCUGGUGUCACUACUUGCCUUCGAUUCCCUGGUCAACUGAAUGCAGAUUUGAGGAAGCUAGCUGUGAACAUGGUACCAUUCCCUCGUCUGCACUUUUUCAUCCCAGGAUUUGCGCCACUUACGUCCAGAGGAAGCCAACAGUACAGGGCUCUGACUGUUCCAGAGCUGACUCAACAGAUGUUUGAUGCUAAGAAUAUGAUGGCGGCCUGUGAUCCACGUCACGGGAGGUAUCUGACUGUCGCGGCUGUCUUCAGAGGCCGCAUGUCAAUGAAAGAGGUUGACGAGCAGAUGAUGAACAUUCAGAACAAAAACUCUUCGUACUUCGUGGAGUGGAUUCCAAACAACGUGAAGACAGCGGUGUGCGAUAUCCCACCGCGAGGUUUGAAGAUGUCAGCGACCUUCAUCGGAAACUCGACAGCGAUUCAGGAGUUGUUCAAGCGUAUUUCUGAGCAGUUCACUGCUAUGUUUAGACGUAAGGCUUUCCUGCAUUGGUACACCGGCGAGGGGAUGGAUGAGAUGGAGUUCACUGAAGCAGAGAGCAACAUGAACGAUCUGGUUUCGGAGUACCAGCAGUACCAGGAUGCCACCGCUGAGGAAGAAGGAGAAUUUGACGAAGAGGAGGAAGGUGGCGACGAAGGGGACUAGACUAUUGCGUUUUGUUAAGAUUUGCAUUAUAUUUUAUAUUUUGUA
Messenger RNA from Trichoplusia ni (cabbage looper), 1499 nucleotides. RefSeq names its product tubulin beta chain. Lineage: Eukaryota; Metazoa; Arthropoda; Insecta; Lepidoptera; Noctuidae. The record is from RefSeq and is a predicted model, not a curated record. The coding region runs from base 111 to 1454 and encodes 447 amino acids. Gene Ontology annotation, cellular component: microtubule; cytoplasm. Gene Ontology annotation, biological process: microtubule cytoskeleton organization; mitotic cell cycle. Gene Ontology annotation, molecular function: GTP binding; structural constituent of cytoskeleton; GTPase activity. The transcript has 2 exons.